AUGGCUUCAUCUGAUUCUUGGUUACCUUUAAAAAGUUUACAAACUAUAUUAAUGACACGUACAUCAUUUAAAGUUAAUGAAGAACAUUUAUUAAAUUUAGCAAUAAAAGCACGAUUAGAAAAUCGUGAAUGUGGUUAUUUAUCAAGACGUGGUGGACAAGAUCCAUCAUCAUCACCAAAUAAAUGGCAAUUAAAAUGGUUUGUUCUAUAUCAAAAUUUACUUUUUUAUUAUGAAAAUGUUAAUUCAACUAAACCACAAGGAGUUUAUUUUCUUGAAAGUUGUUAUUCAACACGUUCACCAACUAAAAAUAGUAAAGAUGGAGAGAAAUUAGUAAGUAGAUAA
Messenger RNA from Rotaria sp. Silwood1, 342 nucleotides. The record is from the annotation of a GenBank genome assembly. Lineage: Eukaryota; Metazoa; Rotifera; Eurotatoria; Philodinida; Philodinidae.